This is a messenger RNA of Dothidotthia symphoricarpi CBS 119687, 1179 nucleotides long. RefSeq lists its product as uncharacterized. The record is from RefSeq and is a predicted model, not a curated record. The coding region runs from base 1 to 1179 and encodes 392 amino acids. The transcript is spliced from 2 exons. Gene Ontology annotation, cellular component: mitochondrion. Lineage: Eukaryota; Fungi; Ascomycota; Dothideomycetes; Pleosporales; Dothidotthiaceae.
AUGACUGCCCCAAGAUUGCCAUUUCUAUGGCCUACGCUAUUCAAGCCCUCGAAGCCCUCGAGGAUACCUGCCCGCGCUCGCGCGCCACUCCAAACGACUCCACGAAGGCGAUGUCUCGCAACAACAGCGCACCACGCGCAGGACGCAAUCCCCCAACGCUACGGAACAGCCUUCGAGCCAUCUCCCCAAGCACGCGAAGAGAACGCCAACAAACAAGCCCUACUAUCAAGCGCAAAACCGCCCGUAAAAGAGGCAGAAGAAGAUGAGGAAGAAGACCACGCACCACCACGCACCCCCACAACCAGUCCCUCCACGCCCUCACCCCCGAGCAUCAUCGACCCAGCGCCGCAAAUCCCCGCCCCCGAACCCCCCAAAACAGGCGACCCCAAACCCCUCGACAGCAUCCUGCACAUGCCCACGCCCACAGACCCCGAGCAGCACAAACCCCCGCACCUCAAAACGCCGCCCUACGUCCACCACUUCGACACCUACGGCCUCGUGCAGCAGCUAACCAAGUCGUCCUUCACGCCCGACCAGAGCGUCACCACGAUGAAAGCUGUGCGCAGCUUGCUGAUCACAAACAUGGAGCUUGCGCGCGAGGGCCUUGUGUCCAAGUCGAACGUCGAAAAUGAGACGUAUUUGUUCCGCGCGGCGUGCAGCGAGCUGAAGACGGAGAUUGGGAACUCGCGCGCGGGUUCGCGUGAGAGGAUGCGCACGGAGCGGGAUGCGUUGAAGCAUGAGGUUGAUAUUGUGGGGCAACGGCUUGGGCAGGUUACGGGGAACUUGAAGGAUGAACUUAAGGGGUUGUUUGAUGAUAGGAAGAUGAUUGUUCGGCAGGAGCAGAGGAGUAUGGAGACGAAGCUGCAGGAACUCAACUACAAGAUCACGGUUGCGCUUAACUCGGAUGCCCGCAGCGAGGUCGAGGGCCUGCGAUGGGUGCUCACCCGGCGCGCGGCGAUUGCGAUAGGAGCUUCUGCCUUCUUCCUGUUCGUCGGGCUGCGAUACUCGAGUUACUUGCAGCAUCAACUCCAAGAAGAGAGGCGGCAGGGGAGAAAGCAGCCUCCACCACCACCUCCUCCCGAUGACCCGCACCCUGCAGCGCCUCCGUCGAACAACACACCGAGCACAGUGGAGUUGGGAGGCGAACUGCUGGCUUCUGAAGGUGUGUCCCUUGGGUAA